Molecule: messenger RNA, 1080 nt
Organism: Lizanozyma spartinae
Lineage: Eukaryota; Fungi; Ascomycota; Pichiomycetes; Serinales; Debaryomycetaceae
Gene: HOM6
Product: homoserine dehydrogenase
Exons: 1
Coding region: 1-1080 (359 amino acids)
Biological process (GO): L-homoserine biosynthetic process; aspartate family amino acid biosynthetic process
Molecular function (GO): homoserine dehydrogenase activity; NADP binding; aspartate kinase activity
Source: RefSeq, a predicted model, not a curated record
AUGUCCAAAUCGGUAAACCUUGCGAUCAUAGGCUCCGGAGUCGUCGGCAGUGCCUUCUUAAGACAAUUGUCUCAAUUGAAAGACACCAUCAAAUACAACGUUAUCUACUUGGCUGUUAACUCCAGACAAGCCAUCAUUGCCCAAGAUUAUACCCCAAUUGAUGUUGCUCAGUACAAAAGCUUAGACACUGAGCCGAUUUUGACUUUGGAUAAGUUGACGACAUUUUUGAAGCUGUCCCCCAAGCCUGUGAUUCUUGUGGACAACACAUCCAAUGCUCAAUUGGCUGAGUACUACCCCAAGUUUGUGGAGGCUGGUAUUUCCAUUGCAACUCCCAACAAAAAGGCCUUUUCUUCCGACAUUUCUGUUUGGAACGACAUCUUUGCCAAGGAAGCUGCUCCAGGUGGAGGUCUUGUGUACCACGAGGCCACCGUGGGUGCUGGUUUGCCCAUCAUUGGUCCCUUGAAGGAGAAUGUCAAGUGUGGUGACAACAUUUACAAAAUUGAAGGGAUCUUUUCCGGUAGUUUGUCCUUUAUUUUCAACAAGUUUUCCACUACUGUUGCCAGUGACGUCAAGUUCUCCGAUGUGGUUGCCGAGGCAAAACAAUUGGGUUACACAGAACCUGAUCCAAGAGAUGAUUUGAGUGGGAUGGAUGUGGCUAGAAAGGUCACCAUUGUUGGCAGAAUUGCCGGGUUACCCAUAGAAUCUCCUACUUCGUUCCCUGUCAACUCUUUAAUCCCCAAGGACUUGGAAUCCGUAGCUACUGGUGCCGAAUUCAUGGAAAAAUUACCAUUGUAUGACGCUGAAAUGCAAAAACUCAAGGACGAAGCCUUUGCCGAAGGUAAGGUCUUGAGAUUCGUGGGGUCUGUCGAUUUGAAGACCAAGAAGGCCAGUGUUGGUAUUGAAAAAUAUUCAUUUGACCAUCCAUUCGCUUCUUUAAAGGGUAGUGAUAAUGUUAUCUCCAUUACUUCCGAAAGAUACCCUAACCCAAUAGUUAUCCAGGGUGCCGGUGCCGGUGAUGAACAAACUGCCGGCGGUGUUUUGGCUGACACCCUCAAGGCUGCCCACAGAUUAGCUGUAUAG